CAUAGUUUCAAUAGCUUCCUACUAAGAACAGCUAAGAUGAAAUUUUUGGGUAUUUUUUUGGUUUUAGGUGCCCAUCAGGUGGUACCAUCUUUGGCAACAGGCCUGAGAAACCAUCCUACACCGUCAACAAGUACCACAAAAACAACAACCACCGUACCACCUCCAGACAGACCGCCAUGUCCAAAAGACUGCAAAGAACCAAUUUACGUGCCUGACACUGACUGUUGCAAAUACUGGCAAUGCGACGAAGGUAACGCUAUGCUACGAACCUGUCCGUCAGGUCUAAACUGGAAUCCUAGUAAAAACGUUUGCGAUUGGCCGGCAAAUGCAGGAUGUGACGGUAACGGUUGGUGCAAUCUUGUUCCCAUUGUUUGCCCAACAACUCCCAAACCAACCACUACACCCAAGCCAACCAAAGAUCCAAAUGCACCUCCAUGUCCAGCCGAUUGUCUACAUCCCCUGUUUGUUCCUGACAAGGACUGCUGCAAAUAUUGGCAAUGCGACUCCGGUACAGCUACCAAAUUAAGUUGUCCAUCAAAUCUGAACUGGAACCCUGUUUUGGAUACUUGCGAUUGGCCUGAAAAUGCCGGCUGUACUGGACAAGGAUGGUGCGAUGAUGAUCUCAAAUGCCUUCCUUUGAACACAACGACUAGCUCUACUUCUACUAGUACUGCGUCUACCAUAAAUCCAAAAGCACCACCAUGUCCAAAGGACUGUUCUGAUUUAGUCACAAUUCCUAGCACAAUUUGUCACAACUACUGGCAAUGUAUCAAUGGAGUAGCGAACGAAGUGAGUUGCCCUAGAGAUCUUGAAUGGAAUCCCAUUUCGAAAACGUGCGAUUGGCCUGGAACUUCUGGAUGUACUGGACAGGGCUGGUGCGAUGAUGACUUAAAAUGUCCUCCAACUACCAAGCCAACCUCAACAUCUACAACUACCAAAGAUCCAAGAGCUCCUCCCUGUCCUGCUGAAUGUCGUGAAGCACUUCUGAUUCCCAGUACAGAUUGCUGCAAGUACUGGGAAUGCGAUAACGGCGUAGCUAAGGAACUUAGUUGUCCAGCAGGACUUGAAUUCAAUCCCAUUUCGAAGGUUUGCGAUUGGUCAGAAUCUGCCGGGUGUAGUGGUCAAGGCUGGUGCGAGGAAGAUUUGGAAUGCCCGGAAGAUUCAUCACCUUAGGAUGAUUGAAGAAAUCACUAAAUAAUAGGUAUUUGGUUUGGUCAAGUUUGAGUAAUACGACUUGAUAAACAUUACCUAAUAUUUAGCUACAUUGAAGCUUUCGAAAUACUUUUUGAUUUUAUUGUCAUUGUGUCAAUAUUUUUAAAUAAACGAAAUACAAAAGCAAACA
Messenger RNA from Ceutorhynchus assimilis (cabbage seed weevil), 1342 nucleotides. Lineage: Eukaryota; Metazoa; Arthropoda; Insecta; Coleoptera; Curculionidae. The record is from the annotation of a GenBank genome assembly.